This is a messenger RNA of Micromonas pusilla CCMP1545, 945 nucleotides long. RefSeq lists its product as uncharacterized. Gene Ontology annotation, molecular function: cysteine-type deubiquitinase activity. Gene Ontology annotation, biological process: protein deubiquitination. The transcript is spliced from 3 exons. Lineage: Eukaryota; Viridiplantae; Chlorophyta; Mamiellophyceae; Mamiellales; Mamiellaceae. The coding region runs from base 1 to 945 and encodes 314 amino acids. The record is from RefSeq and is a predicted model, not a curated record.
AUGGGGAAGACCCACCGCGCCGCGCAGGCGCGGCUGGGCCCGAAGAAAAAGGCGAGCCACUCGCGGGGCCGCAGCGGCGACGACGGCGACGACGACGAGACGCUCCGUCGUCAGCUCGCGGACGUCGGCAUGCGCGUCCGCGAGGUCUCCUCCGACGGGAACUGCUUCUUCCGCGCGCUCUCCGACCAGCGCUACGGCGGCGAGUCCCGCCACGCCUCCCUCCGCGCGUCGACCGUGAAGUACAUGCUCGCGAACCGCGAGCACUUCGAGCCGUUCAUCGAGGACGACGAGAAGUGGGACCCGUACAUCGCGCGCAUGGCCGAGGACGGGACGUGGGCGGGGAACAUGGAGGUGCAGGCGGCGUCGCACGUGUGCAUGGCGAACUUUUGCGUGCAUCAGGUGCGUUCUAUACACUGGUCCCCAUACGACCGCGUCGGCGUGGCGAACCAGCCGCGAUGGGAGGUGGUCAACUUCCCGGCGGCGGCGUCGCGGUGGUUCCACUUCGCGUAUCAGGGCAACGAGCACUACAACAGCGUGCGGACGCGCGGCACGGACGACGAGCGGGAGCCCGGCGGGCCGAUCGCGCUCGACCGUAGGAGCGGCCGCGGGGAGUGGAUGGGAUGGGACGGCGAGGGCGGCGGCGGCGGCGGCGGCGGCGGCGGCGGCGGCGGCGGCGGCGGGAGGGAGCCGUCGGCGGCGGCGGUGGCGGAGACGGUCGCGCGCUCGGGCGGGAGAGGGAAGAAGAGCCGCGCGCGGGAGAUUCUGCGGUUGUUCGGCGGCGGCGACGUCGACUCCGCGGCGAUCGCGCUGAGGGAGGAGGUGAACUACAGGGGCGUGCUGAGGAGCGGGGAGGACGACGACGACGACGACGCCACCGCGAAGGAGGUGCGUUCUAUACACUGGUCCCCAUACGACCGCGUUCGCGAGGUGAACGCCGAUCCUUAA